AUGAGUGUUCGAGUUGUUGCACGAGUCCGUCCUCUGCUCAAGUCCGAACGAGAGGCUGAUGUCAUUUUGCGCACCGGGUCAUCGGCCAAUGCUUCGGAAAAGUCGCAACGAGGGGAGGAAUACACUUUCCAAUUCAAUUCGGUCUAUGAUGCCGAGGUAGCACAACAGGAGCUGUUUGAUGCUGAAGUUGCGCCCACCAUCAAGCAUCUCUUCGGCGGAUUCGACGUGACGAUUUUUGCAUAUGGCGUGACUGGUACCGGCAAGACGCACACCAUGCGGGGCGGUAAAAGCCUCGCUGACCGUGGUGUGAUUCCUCGUCUCCUCAGCGGUAUUUACCGUCGCAGCCGGAAAAUUGAGAAGGACACUGAAGGCGAGACGACGGUUCAAGUGGCGCUGAGCUACUACGAAAUCUACAAUGACAAAGUGUAUGACCUGUUUGAGCCGCCGGAGAAGCGGACUCUUGCGGGUCUUCCUCUUCGAGACAACGGAGGCAAAACAGUGGUGUGCGGUCUCACCGAAAAGCCAUGUACAAACCUGAAAGAAUUUGAAAAAUUAUAUGACCAGGCGAAUAACAACCGUUCAACCUCGGCGACAAAGCUCAAUGCCCAUUCGUCUCGCUCCCACGCCAUUCUCGGUGUCAAAAUCACUGUCACCUCACCAGAAAAGACCCAAGUGAGCACUGCGUCGGCAAUUGAUUUGGCCGGUUCCGAGGACAAUCGUCGAACAGAAAACGACAAGGAGCGUAUGGUGGAAUCAGCCAGUAUCAACAAGAGCCUCUUCGUGUUGGCUCAAUGCGUCGAGGCAAUCACGCGGAAACAGCAUCGGAUCCCCUAUCGCGAGUCCAAAAUGACACGCAUUCUAUCUUUGGGCCAGAACCAUGGGCUGACAGUGAUGAUCCUGAAUCUUGCCCCCGUUCGAUCGUAUCAUCUGGACACAAUCAGCUCAUUGAGCGUGGCCAACCGCACCAGGAAGAUCGAAGUUCGGGAGGUUGAAAAUGAUCCCAUUUUCAAGGGGCCUGCGAGACCUGCUCAGCGACCCUCCCUCGCUAGUGCUCGUCAGCCCCUUCGGCCGCUGACCUCCUCGGUCAAUGUGAACAUGCCGGCGCCCGUAAUGAAAGACCCUGCGGCGAAGGAGGACACCAAGCCUCUAAAGGCAUUUAAUGUAUACUCUGACCGGUUGCCAAAUAAGCCUGCCACCCAGUUUCGGAAGCCCGAGGCCCCCAAGAAGAACUCACUUGCCGCCGAGGCGCCUCUGGCACGCGCGUUGAAGACCCCCCGGCAAACCCUUGCGCCUAGUCAACUGCAGCCCAACUACUCUGAUAUUCCGGUGGCCAAGAUCGAGGAGAUGGUUGAAAAGAAGGUUGAGGCCAUUUUAGCUGUGCGAGCUGUCAGUGAGCAAUCACGACAAUCUCAGAUGCGGGAGCUGAGUGAGAAGGUCCAACGUCGCCUGGAGCUGUUGGAGCAACGCAUCGAAGGGACUGAGGAUGCGCGAGCAGAGGGCCUAUCCUUUCUGCUCAUGGCUAAGCAGCAUCAAUCGCCUUGCCUUGCCACACUUCCCCAUAAUAAGAAGUUGGUUUCUCGGAUUGCUGCUCUGAAGGAGCGCAUGCAAGAUAAUUCUUCAAGCCGCCAUUCUACAAGCUCGGCCUCCCCGGCCAAGAGCAAGUUUGGCAGCAUGCUUUCUCUGAACAAAGAACCAACCUUGACUAUUCUUGGCAAACGCCCGGCAGAGACUGAUGUUGACCAACCUAGCGUGGCAGGUACAGAUGGGGCAUUGAGCGAUGAUGAGGACAUCUUCCCUAAAUACAAGAAAAGAUCCACGGCCAAGUCUCGCGCAAGCGAAGGCGAUAUAGAUACUUUGGAUGAGUACGAAGACGGCUCGUUAUCCCCUCGGACCCGCCAUCUGCUUUCCAUCAUCAACUCCCGUGACGUAAGUCAGAUCAAGCUUCUGAAAGGCGUGGGAGUGAAAAAGGCCGAGGCGAUCGUUGAUUGUCUAUGUGAGAUGGAUCAUGUCUCGAAUGAAGAAACAGGAUCAGUUCAGCCAGCCUUUCAAGUAGGCACUUUGGCAGAGCUGAGUACGCUUAAGGGGCUGGGGUUUCGGGCGGUUGAGAGCAUGAGAAACGGGGUAUUGGUCUGA
This is a messenger RNA of Penicillium chermesinum, 2133 nucleotides long. Its product is annotated as kinesin family protein. Gene Ontology annotation, biological process: microtubule-based movement; mitotic spindle organization. The transcript has 5 exons. Bases 1 to 2133 code for a protein of 710 amino acids. Gene Ontology annotation, molecular function: microtubule binding; ATP binding; microtubule motor activity. Lineage: Eukaryota; Fungi; Ascomycota; Eurotiomycetes; Eurotiales; Aspergillaceae. The record is from RefSeq and is a predicted model, not a curated record.